CUUCUCAUGGAUCACCCAGGUUGCCGGUGAGGGCUGGCAGACCAUCCAAAAUAGAAAAAGCAAGGAAAUGUAUAAACAAUGUGCUUAUUGCUUAAAACACCGCAACUAUUUUGGAUGGUCUGCCAGCCCUCACCAUGAGCACCAUGAGCAAUAACAGACAAACUGCAUUUUAAUCGGGAAUGGAAUUAUUUUAGUUGCGCCCAUUUUAAAUGUGUUGAGCCCAGUUGAGUCUAUUGGAUUUGUCUUUCAGUUAAACCAGUCUAGUUAAUGCUACGUGGUAACACUGCCGCCCAGCAGUCCUGACAACGCCGACAUUUCCUGACUUGCAUCUGAACGUUCAUCACUGCAAUACAAGGCGACAGCACUCUGACAGAAGACUGCAUCUCUCAUUUCCAAAAGUAACAUGGGGUUUCUUCUCGUUCUAUUGCUAAGUAUCAACACAGGAAUCAGGGCAGAACCUUCAGUGGACCAGUAUGAGUUGGAGGGGGAUUCAAUAUGUCUGGUUGUUGCAGAACCUCCUGAGAUGAUCAACGGACUUCAAUGGAGGAAGGACAAUGAUGUAAUAUUUGGAGACAAAGAGAUCUCUCCUAAAUACAAGGAGAAGGUGGACUAUAACAAUGAUAACCAUUCUCUGUGUAUUAAGAAUCUAAUGGAAACUGACAGUGGAAUUUACAUGGUAAACUACAGGAAACAUUGGAAACAAUCAACUACUACAUAUAGACUGUUAGUGGAGGAUCAUGUUCCCAAACCAGUCAUGGAUGUCACAUCUCUCCUCAACACAAGUGUGGGACUCUGUGAUGUCACAGUGAACUGUUCAGUUAAAGAUGGCUGGAUGUUGUCUGUCUGUGACAGCGGUCAGUGUACACUGUCACAACAGUCUCCGUCACUAACCGGUGGUAACGUGACCAUCUCCGUAGUGACUGGAAGGAUCCAAUGCACCAGCAGCAACCACGUCAGCACACAGACCAUCUCUCAACCCAUGGAGGACUGUAAGUACCAUUUAGCCUCCACCUUCACUGUAACCACACCACUCUCCUGUCCAGAACCACACCACUCUCCUGUCCAGAACCACACCACUCUCCUGACCAGAACCACAGCACUCUCCUGA
Molecule: messenger RNA, 1108 nt
Organism: Oncorhynchus gorbuscha (pink salmon)
Lineage: Eukaryota; Metazoa; Chordata; Actinopteri; Salmoniformes; Salmonidae
Product: SLAM family member 9-like
Exons: 5
Coding region: 404-1108 (234 amino acids)
Source: RefSeq, a predicted model, not a curated record